AUGGCAGACCCCAACAAUGUGUCGCAAUACAAAUACUCGGCGAUGUCGAACCUGGUUCUUCAGGUGGACCGUCGAUUCAUUUCCCGCCGUACAGAUGAGAAUACCGGCGACCCUGAGUCUCUGGCUGGAAGACUAAAUAUCCGUGAUAUGGGAUCGCGGGUCGCUCGAGAUCGAGUGCCAAAGCAAAAAAAGAUUGCGCCAGGCUUACAAGGUGUCGAAAGAGGCUCCAUACUUGAGGGAGAAGAUGUCUUAGAACGGGAACAGCGGAAACGAAAGAGGGGUGAGCCUGCCCAACCUCGAGGUGCCGGCGUCCUCUCCGCUGGCGAUGCACUGAUAGAAGGGCUCAAGUAUCGUCCUAGGACUCCCGCCACUCGGGCGACUUACGAUCUGCUACUCACCGUGACCGCAAACGCUCUUGGAGAUGUCUCGCAGGAAAUCGUUCGAAGCGCUGCCGAUGCCAUCCUCGAAUAUCUGAAAGAUGAAAACAUGAAAGACCUUGACAAAAAGAAAGAGAUCGAUGAGAUCGUGGGAAUUACAAUGACCCCGAAGCAGUUCAACGAACUGGUCAAUCUGGGCAAAAAGAUCACAGAUUAUGAUGCGCAAGACGACGACGAUAACAUGGCAGACGGCGCGGGCGCAGAUGAGGCCGAGCUUGAUGAACGCCAGGGCGUCGCAGUGGUCUUUGAUGAAGAUGAAGACGUAGACGAAGAUGGCAUCGGGCGGACAUACGAAGUUCGAGACGAGGAUGAAGGGGACACUGACGAAGAGGAGGACAUUCAGGACCAACCAGGUCUUGAAGAGUCUGCAUCAGCUGGUGGUGCAGCCACUGCCGAUGUCGACGUAGAUGAAGACGAAGACGCCCCGAUGGUCAUAGUCAGCGGUCUGGGCGAAUCGAGUCGCAGAAAGCGAGACGAUACCGACUCUAUUCCCAUCGACGAAAUUGAUGCUUAUUGGCUCCAACGGCAAAUUGGUUCCGUGUAUUCUGAUGCCGUUAUUCAGCAGCAAAAGACGCAAGAUGCACUUCAAAUCCUCUCCGGCAAGUCUCUCCAAGGCGAAGAAAUAUCCCUUCGCGAUAUCGAAAAUGACCUCAUGGAUUUGUUUGACUACGAACAUCCCGAUAUGGUCGGGAGGCUGGUUUCCAACAGAGACAAGAUCGUUUGGGUGACUAGGUGGCGUAGAGCUUCAGAGGACGAGGACGCUCGACAUCUUGUGGAGAGCGGAAUGGUUGAGGCCGGCCACCGGGCCAUUCUGGACGAACUGCUUGGCAAGUCGGGCCGGCCUGGGGAAACGCCACGACCGGCCAAGAAGAUGAAACUGGACCUGAUGGACAUCGAUAUCCCCAAAGCACAAGAAGAGCAGGGAAAGAAAUACGACGGUGUUCUUUCUGGAGGCUUGCUGCCACAGCGGGUUAUCAACCUCGACAACCUUGUCUUUGAACAGGGAAAUCAUCUGAUGACCAAUCCAAAGGUUAUUCUGCCGCAGGGCUCCACGAAGCGAACAUUCAAGGGCUACGAGGAAAUUCAUGUUCCGCCACCCAAACCCAAGCGAGAUCCUGGCGAGAAGAACAUUCCCACUACUGAACUUCCUGAUUGGGCAAGGCAAGGUUUUGGGUCUGCGAAGGAGCUAAACCGGAUUCAGUCGAAAUGCUUCCCCUCUGCUUUCCACGACGAUGGUAAUAUGCUAAUUUGCGCUCCAACUGGAUCUGGCAAGACAAAUGUCGCGAUGCUUACGAUGUUGCGUGAAAUCGGGAAACAUAGAAAUCCAGAAACUGGCGAAAUCAUGCUGGACGACUUUAAGAUUAUCUACAUUGCACCUUUGAAGGCUUUAGUGCAGGAACAAGUGGGCAAUUUUGGCAAGCGACUCGAAGUAUACGGGAUUAGGGUCUCCGAGCUCACGGGAGAUCGUCAGCUCACCAAGCAACAGAUUGCGGACACUCAGGUCAUUGUAACGACUCCGGAAAAAUGGGACGUCAUAACACGAAAAGCAACUGAUCAAAGCUACACCAGACUGGUACGACUUAUCGUGAUUGAUGAAAUCCAUCUGCUGCACGACGACCGUGGACCCGUGAUCGAAAGUAUUGUCAGCCGGACUAUACGAAAGAUCGAACAGACUGGCGAGCCUGUGCGGAUUGUAGGCUUGAGUGCAACACUUCCCAACUACCGAGACGUCGCCACUUUUCUGCGGGUAGACCCCCAGAAGGGUCUAUUCCACUUCGAUGGAUCCUUUAGACCCUGCCCUCUUCGGCAGGAAUUCAUUGGCGUGACCGACAAGAAAGCUAUCAAGCAACUAAAGACGAUGAACGAUAUCUGCUAUGCAAAAGCCAUCGAACACGCAGGAACAAAUCAGCAGCAAAUGUUAAUAUUUGUCCAUUCUCGAAAAGAAACGGCCAAAACUGCCAAAUAUAUCCGUGACAAGGCCAUUGAGCUAGAAACGAUUGGCCAAAUUAUGCGGACUGACGCGGCAAGCAGGUCGGUCUUGCAAGAAGAAGCUGAUGCGGUCAAUGACGCCAACCUGAAAGACUUGCUGCCUUAUGGAUUUGGAAUCCACCAUGCCGGAAUGGGCGUUGCCGAUCGGACAUCAGUGCAAGACCUAUUCGCCGAUGGCUAUCUUAGAGUCCUCGUCUGCACUGCGACCCUUGCUUGGGGUGUCAACUUGCCCGCUCAUACGGUCGUGAUCAAAGGUACCCAAGUUUAUUCCCCCGAAAAAGGAAGCUGGGUCGAAUUGAGCCCACAAGAUGUACUUCAGAUGCUCGGUCGAGCGGGUCGUCCACAGUUUGACUCAUAUGGUGAAGGUAUCAUCAUCACUUCCCAAGCAGAGAUUCAGUACUACCUUUCGUUGAUGAACCAGCAAUUACCCAUUGAAAGUCAGUUGAUGGGCAAACUUGCCGACAACCUCAAUGCUGAAAUUGUCCUCGGGAAUGUCCGCACCCGCGACGAGGGUGUUGAGUGGCUUGGUUAUACUUAUCUAUUCGUUCGAAUGAUACGCUCACCAGGUCUCUACAGCGUGGGUGCAGACUAUAGCGAUGAUGAAGCGUUGGAGCAGAAGCGAGUUGAUCUCGUCCAUUCCGCCGCUAUCGUUCUCGAAAAAGCCGGACUUGUCAAAUACGAGAGGAAGACUGGAAAGUUGCAAGCUACAGAUCUUGGCCGUAUUGCUUCACAUUACUACAUAACACAUAAUUCGAUGCUAACCUACAAUCAUCACCUGCAACCGUCGAUCGGCACAAUUGAACUCUUCCGAAUCUUUGCUCUCAGCGAUGAGUUCAAGUACAUUCCCGUUCGACAGGACGAGAAGCUCGAGUUGGCGAAGUUACUCGGCAGAGUGCCGAUUCCUGUCAAGGAAGGCAUGGAUGAGCCCCAAGCCAAAAUCAAUGUGCUUCUGCAAGCAUUUAUUUCUCGACUCAAGUUGGAGGGCCUGGCUUUGAUGGCUGAUCUUGUUUAUGUCACACAGUCCGCAGGACGAAUCCUCAGGGCGAUGUUCGAAAUAUGCUUGAAAAAGGGCUGGGCCGGGGUGGCAAAGACUGCCUUGGACCUCUGUAAAAUGGCCGAAAAGCGAAUGUGGCCUACAAUGACUCCAUUGAGGCAGUUUGCAAUGUGUCCGAGAGAAUACAUUCAGAAAGCUGAGCGAAUGGAAGUGCCCUGGUCCAGCUACUUUGACCUUGAUCCACCUCGAAUGGGAGAGCUGCUUGGUCUUCCCAAAGCUGGCCGAGUUGUGUGCGACCUUGUUUCCAAGUUUCCACGAUUAGAGGUCCAAGCACAAGUCCAGCCGAUCACCAGAUCAUUACUUCGCGUUGAGUUAACGAUCACCCCCAACUUUGCGUGGGAUGAAGUGCUGCACGGCACCGCUGAGUCAUUCUGGAUCAUUGUCGAAGAUUGUGAUGGAGAGGAAAUUUUGUUCCACGACCUAUUCAUAUUGCGUCGAGAGUACGCAGAGGGCGACAUGUCAGAACACUUGGUUGACUUCACUGUUCCCAUCGGCGAGCCAAUUCCACCCAACUAUUUCAUUUCGCUGAUAUCGGAUCGAUGGAUGCACUCUGAGACCAGAGUUCCGGUUUCGUUCCAAAAGUUGAUCCUGCCUGAAAGAUUCCCUCCUCAUACUCCACUUCUAGACCUGCAACCUGUGCCCGUCCAGGCUUUAAAGGUCACAGGUUACGUUGCCCUCUACCCCAAGUGGGACACAUUCAACAAGAUUCAGACUCAAGUUUUUAAGUCUCUCUACGACAGCAAUGACAGUGUCUUCGUAGGGGCACCAACGGGGAGCGGAAAGACAGUAUGCGCGGAAUUUGCUCUUCUUCGACAUUGGAAGAACCAGGACGCCGGUAAAGCAGUCUAUGUUGCUCCCUUCCAAGAAUUGGUCGACGGCCGCUACUCUGACUGGAGCGAACGAUUGAGCCCAGUCGGUGGUGGAAAAGUCAUCUCAACAUUAACUGGCGAAAUCACAGCUGAUCUACGAAUCUUGGACAGAUCAGACCUCGUAUUGGCAACUCCCGCUCAAUGGGACGUGCUUUCGAGACAGUGGCAGCGCCGAAAGAACGUGCAGAACGUCGAGUUGUUCAUUGCUGACGAACUUCAUAUGAUUGGUGGCGAGGACGGCGCUGUCUAUGAAGUUGUUGUUUCCAGAAUGCAAUACAUCCACAUUCAACUGGAAAACAGCAUGCGGAUCGUUGGGUUGAGCGUACCGCUUUCUAAUGCCCGAGACGUGGGUGAAUGGCUCGGUGCCAACAAACACACAAUUUAUAACUUCAGCCCUAUGACAAGACCGGUUGGAUUGCAAUUGCAUAUCCAGUCUUUCAGCAUCCCUCAUUUUCCGUCUUUGAUGAUGGCGAUGGCCCGUCCAGCAUACCAAUCUAUCGUGCAGCUGUCGCCAGACAAGCCAGCGAUCAUCUUCGUUCCAGGCAGGAAGCAGGUUCGGGCUACAGCUCUUGAUAUCCUUUCAGCGUGCAUAAUGGAUGAUAAUGAUGAAAGAUUCUUGCACACCGACGUUAAUGAGCUUGCGCCAUUCCUGGAGCGUAUCAACGAACGAGCGUUGGCGGAGUCUCUUACACAUGGCAUUGGCUACUAUCAUGAGGCGCUAUCGACUAGCGACAAGAGGAUCGUCUCCCAUCUGUUCAAGAUUGGUGCUAUCCAACUCAUGCUUGCUUCUCGCGAUGUAUGUUGGGAGAUCCCCUUCACAGCGCAUCUCGUCAUAAUUAUGGGCACACAGUACUUUGUGGGUCGCGAACACCGCUACGUCGAUUAUCAGAUCAGCGAGAUCCUACAAAUGUUUGGUCGAGCGUGUCGGCCUGGUGAAGAUGACAUCGGAAAGGGCGUGCUCAUGGUCUCUGCAGUGAAGCGCGAAUACUACAAGAAAUUCCUCAACGAAGCGUUGCCCAUAGAAAGCCACCUACAACUCUGGCUUCAUGACACAUUCGUUACCGAGAUCAGCACCAAGACGAUCACAUCCACACAAGAUGCAGUCGACUGGACCACAUAUACAUACUUCUACCGCCGCCUUCUGGCUAACCCGAGCUACUAUGGACUCAACGACACAUCCCAUGAUGGCCUUAGCACACACCUCUCGGAACUAAUUGAGACCACGCUGAAGGAACUCUCUGACGCCAAAAUCAUCGACUUGGACGAAGAAGAUGAUUCUGUCUCUCCCCUCAACCCGGCCAUGAUUGCGGCGUACUAUAAUAUCUCCUUCAUCACGAUGCAGACCUUCCUCCUCUCUCUCACAGCCCGCACAAAACUCAAAGGACUCCUUGAAAUUGUCACGUCCGCCACGGAGUUUGAAUCAAUACAACUCCGUCGUCAUGAAGAUCACAUCCUCCGCCGCAUCUACGAUCGCGUGCCGGUGAAAAUGUCUGAGCCGAUAUACGAUUCACCCCACUUCAAGGCCAUGGUGUUACUACAAGCACAUUUUUCAAGAUUGCAAUUGCCCAUCGACCUUGCGAAAGAUCAAGAAAUCAUAGUUUCAAAAACGCUCGCGUUACUCUCCGCUUGUGUCGAUGUGUUGAGUUCGGAAGGACACCUGAACGCCAUGAAUGCAAUGGAAAUGUCACAGAUGGUUGUGCAGGCCAUGUGGGACCGCGAUUCUCCAUUGCUGCAGAUCCCACAUUUUGACUCUCAAAUCGUAGAUAUUCUUGCGAAGCAGGGGAUAAAGGACAUCGAUGAUUUCAUGACGGCAAUGGACCCUUCGGAGAAUCCCAAUCAAGCGAAGCUGGUGCAGAUGAUGGGAUUGAGCAAUCGCCAACUUGUGGAGGCGGCGAACUUCACGAAUAACAAGUAUCCCAGUCUCGAACUAGAGUUUGAUGUCGAGGACAAGGAGGAUGUUACGGCGGGCCACCCAGCCUACCUAGCGGUUCGCAUUUCGAGGGAAGUGGAGGAAGAAGACGAAGAGGAAGAAGAGCAAGGCAAAGGCGGUGCUGAACAGGAGGUUGAUAUCACAGUCCACGCCCCGUUCUAUCCCCUCCGCAAGCUCGAAAACUGGUGGCUCAUCGUGGCCGAGGAGAAAACAAGGUCCUUACUGGCCAUCAAACGCGUGACGAUCGCAAAAAAACAGUUUGGAACAAAGUUGGAGUAUGUCGUCCCCACGGCCGGCAAGAAGGACUUGACGUUGUUCCUCAUGUGCGACUCGUACAUCGGCGUCGAUCAGAGCAUGACGUUCAGUGUGGAUGUAAAGGAAGGCGAGGAGGACGAGGAGGAGGAAGGAGAUGAAGACGAGGUGAUGCAAGAUGGCGGAGAGUAG
Molecule: messenger RNA, 6723 nt
Organism: Cladophialophora bantiana CBS 173.52
Lineage: Eukaryota; Fungi; Ascomycota; Eurotiomycetes; Chaetothyriales; Herpotrichiellaceae
Exons: 1
Coding region: 1-6723 (2240 amino acids)
Cellular component (GO): nucleus
Molecular function (GO): ATP hydrolysis activity; ATP binding; nucleic acid binding
Source: RefSeq, a predicted model, not a curated record